Pistacia vera is the source of this 1217-nucleotide messenger RNA. RefSeq names its product histone acetyltransferase TAP1. Bases 1 to 858 code for a protein of 285 amino acids. The transcript is spliced from 8 exons. Gene Ontology annotation, molecular function: N-acetyltransferase activity. Gene Ontology annotation, cellular component: cytoplasm. NCBI's taxonomy places the organism in Eukaryota, Viridiplantae, Streptophyta, Magnoliopsida, Sapindales, Anacardiaceae. The record is from RefSeq and is a predicted model, not a curated record.
AUGGGGGGUAAAGUGAAAAAGACUAAAAAUGUGCAAGUUGAUCUAUGGCUUCUUCUCCUCUGUAAGCUUUACGUUAGGUUUAAUCACUGGCAAAAUCCUCUUCAAGUGACUCUAUUCUUUUGGUUUAAUUAUGAUUUUCUUUCAUGUUUUUUCAGACACCCAGUUGUUUCAUUUGAUUGCCACUCUCAAUUCUCCUAUCAGUCACUGUUUCCACACAAUUUCAAUUACGGGUUCUCCAAAGCCAGCAGAAAUUUUAAAGCUUCACGACUCAAGGCUAACUUUUGGGACUCUAUCAGAUCUGGUUUCUUGAAAAACAACACAACACAAGUCAUGGAUCCACCCUCCACACUUGAAGAAGAGGAAGAGCCAAUGCCUGAGGAGUUUGUUCUUAUUGAAAAGACUCAACAAGAUGGAGAAAUUGAGCAAAUUAUAUUCUCAUCGGGUGGAGAUGUUGAUGUUUAUGAUCUUCAAGCCCUAUGUGAUAAGGUAGGCUGGCCUCGGAGGCCGCUGUCAAAACUAGCUGCAGCUUUGAAAAAUAGCUAUAUGGUUGCCACACUGCAUUCUGUUAGGAAAUCACCAGGAUCAGAGGGGAAUGACCAAAAGAAGUUAAUUGGCUUGGCUCGUGCAACAUCAGAUCAUGCCUUCAAUGCCACAAUUUGGGAUGUUCUUGUUGAUCCCAGCUAUCAGGGCCAGGGUCUUGGUAAGGCCCUUGUUGAAAAGAUUGUAAGAGCUCUUCUACAAAGGGAUAUUGGGAAUAUAUCUCUCUUCGCAGAUAGUCAAGUUGUGGAGUUCUAUCGAAAUUUAGGUUUUGAACCUGAUCCAGAGGGCAUUAAAGGAAUGUUUUGGUACCCAAGAUAACUAUUCGUUAAAUGAAUUACAUUGGUUCAGCUGGCAGGUUUGUUUGGGACGAUGGGAGAAAAUUCUGUUUGUACAAUACAUUGUAAUUAUUUUAUUAUUAUUUUCUGAGUAAGAGUAAUUUAAACAUUUCAUGUCUUAGGCUUACAGAAUAAUCCAAUGUGAGCCUUUAACCAUGCUUCUCAAGUGAAUUUCUUUACCUUGAGAGUCAAGGGGCAGUUCAUUCGACUACCAGUUUGAAUUCGUUGUGACAUAAGUUGUAUAUUUUUUAUAUCCUUGUUGGAGAAAGUCCUUUUCCUGUGGAACUAGUUGUAGUACAGCACGGAUAAAUUACUAUUUAAUUAGAAGGGAUGUUUAUUGAA